UACUUUUCUAUCUGCAGCAACUUCAAGGAAGUACAGAUUACUAUGCAACGAUGUUUAUGCGAGAUGUUGUGUAUUGUUUGAAAGAGAAUGAAUAAUUCACCUCAAGAAAGGAGACAAAUGCUUUGGAUAUGUCGCAUUUGUCGAACAGAUAUUAAUGAUUUACAUCCAAAUGUUUUUCAAGUAAUGAACGUAGAUGACUUAGGUAAUUUAAUCACACCUGGACGUUUAGAAGUCACAGAAACUGACAUAGUACUUCACCAACGUGGUAAACAGCCUAUUAAGUGGCCAUUACGAUGUUUAAGGCGAUAUGGUUAUGAUGCUGAGAUUUUUAGUUUUGAAUCAGGAAGAAGAUGCUCUACAGGACCAGGCAUUUAUGCUUUUAAAUGUCGUAGAGCUGCACAUUUAUUUAAUCUUGUACAAACAAAUAUUCAGGUUUGUAAUAAUAGCGGAGAUGAUACAAUAUCUAGAGAACUUCCAGUUGCUCCUCAUUCUGGUCCAACAGUAACAAGAGUGACAAUACCAGUUGAGCCUAAUUAUUUGGAUCCCAUAUCAAAUAGAACUAAUAAUCACGUGGGUCCCAGAUUUGCAUAUAAUCAACAAAAUGGAGUUGGAAGGCUAGAUAGUGUGGGAAGCAGCACUGGUCUUAUACCAUCGCAAGGAAAUACGAGUUCUCCUACAUCACCACCAGUGCUACCACCACCACCACCACCAUUUCCUCAACCACAUCCGUCCUCAGUUUAUAUGAAUGAAGAAGUGUUGUCUUCUCUAUCAUUAGAAAUGGAACAUAAUAAUAACAAAAGCCUUAGACGCAUAAUACAAAGAUCUUGUACAGUCAGUAAUUCUAUGUCCGAUAAUGGUUCGGCAUCGCUAGAAGUAACGUCUGUACACAAGAGUUCAGAAGUCAUUUCUCAAAUUAAAUCACCACUUUCAAUAGCAACUUACAUGAAUGUAGAUAUUAAUACUAAUAUCAAUCCACUUUCUCCAAGUCACAGUGUUUCUGAAACAAUGCAACUUAAAGAGGACAAAAAUGAAAUCAGUGAAUCUGGACAUGCUUACAUAAAUAUAAGUUCCGGUCAAGAAUAUCCAGAAUCUUUUGGUGCUAAAUCACGACCUUCACCAUUGUCAUCUAUUCAAUCUGAUGUAGAAGAAACAGCAAGACAUUGUUAUGCCAAUUUAGAGCCAAAUGAAAUUGAAAAUUUAAGAAAAAGAUUUUCUGGAGUAUCUACAGCAGAGAAAUCACCUUUGCCUCCAUCAACACCACCAGGUGGUCUAAUUAGAGAAGUAAAUUAUGCUAUACUAGAUUUGGAUACAAAAGAUGUACCAAUGAACUCACCAUUAGAUGCUCCUUCAAAUUCUACCACAUCUCCUCCAGAAUCUCCAAAUAAAAUACAGAAAAGGUAUGCUACAAUAGAUUUUAAUAAAACAGCCGCUCUUUCUCAUUCAGUCAAUCCAAAUCUUGUGAAUGAUAAUGAGGGUUCAAGAAAAACACGUCAUAAUUCUACAAUUAGUGAUUUAGUAGCCUCUGGUAGACGUAGUUCGUCUAUAAGUGAAUAAUCUCUUUUUUUGUUUCCUGACUGUACUUGCAUAAUGAAUAUUCGUAAAAUUUUAUAAAAAGCACAAACUAAUACGCUUUUCUUUUUUAUUGAAUUCAAAUAUUGAAUAGUGCAAAACCAAAGAAGAAAUAUUAAAUUAGUUUGUAUACUUUUUGUAUACUUGUUUUAUACAAUAUUAAACAAAUGAAAUUUUAGUGCGUAAAAAUAUGACAAUUAAGAAAAUCGCAUUUCCUAAUUUUUUUUACGAUUUAUUAUUCAUUUGAUAGCAUUUAAUUAUAUACGAUGUGCACAAAGGACAUUACAGUAUUUUUAUGAAGUAAGUCUUUUUUCAAAGUGCUAUUGGUAUAUACAAAAGGAAAAAUCUUUUAUAUAAUAUACAAAUAUGUUUAUAAAACAUUGUAUGUAAAAUGAUUUUUUAAAUUGACUAUUGUAGGAAAAUUAGAAGCAAAAAUGCUCUAA
Molecule: messenger RNA, 2012 nt
Organism: Heterotrigona itama
Lineage: Eukaryota; Metazoa; Arthropoda; Insecta; Hymenoptera; Apidae
Source: the annotation of a GenBank genome assembly